GAACAGAUUUUUUGGAAAGCUUUUAUGGAUGAAGUCGAUAUAAAAAAAUGGAAUGCUGCUUCUGAAUAUGUUAUAUAUUUUCAUUUUGCUAUAAAAAAUUAUCCGAAUGAUUUAGAAUUAAGACAUCUUAACACUUAUGAUCUUAUUUAUGAUUCAGAAGAAGGCAAUAAUGAUAUUCUACAAAUUUUAGUUCAAUUUGCUCAAUAUACUGAAUAUAAAGGUGUCGGAUUUCAUUCCUUUCUUAAUCUUAAUGAAAGAUUGAAAUCAAUGGAUUAUGUAACAGAAUCAUUGCAAAAAAAAAUGUUGAAUGAAAAACCUUUAUGCUUUAUUUUAAAAUUAUGCAAUG
This is a messenger RNA of Racocetra persica, 346 nucleotides long. NCBI's taxonomy places the organism in Eukaryota, Fungi, Glomeromycota, Glomeromycetes, Diversisporales, Gigasporaceae. The record is from the annotation of a GenBank genome assembly.